UCGCCAGCACCGACUGCCACUCAGAUAUACAUCAGAUGUCGCACGCAGCCAGUCCCAGUCCCAGUCCCAAUCUCAAUCUCAGCGAGGCCUUCGCCUCCGCGGGCCAGUGUGCGGCCCCAGCCAUUGGCCUCUUUGGCGGAAUGGUCAGCAUGCUGCUGCAGGCCCUGCUCUCGGCCCAGUGCCAGGUGUCGCCCCCUAGCCAGUGGCCGCCCGACUACGAGGGCGAUCUGGGCGAGCCCUACGACUUCGUGGUGAUUGGUGGCGGCUCUGCCGGCUCCGUGGUGGCCAGUCGCCUCAGCGAGAAUCCCGACUGGCGGGUCCUGGUCCUGGAGGCCGGCGGCGAUCCGCCAGUGGAGUCUGAGCCACCGGCCCUGUUCUUUGGCCUGCAGCACACGGAAUUCAUUUGGAACUACUUCGCGGAGCCCAGCCCGCUGGCCAGUCGCGGCCUGAAGGAUGGACGAGCCUACUGGCCGCGUGGCCGGAUGCUGGGCGGAUCGGGCUCGGCCAAUGCGAUGCUCUACGUGCGGGGCAAUCGGCGCGACUACGACGGAUGGGCGGCCCUGGGGAACGAGGGCUGGAGCUACGACGAGGUGCUGCCCUACUUUGAGCGCUCGGUGAGGCCGCAGGGAAAUGAAAGCCAUCCGAAGGGCUACGUGACGCUGAGCCCGUUCGAGCGGCAGGACGACGACAUCCACCAGAUGAUCCUGGCGGGCGGCCUGGAGCUGGGCGUCCCCAAUGUGGCCGCGUUCGCGGAGGGCUCGGAGACGGGCUACGGCCAUGUGCCCGGCACGGUGCGGCAGGGGCAGCGCAUGAGCACGGCCAAGGGCUACCUGGGAGCGGUGGCCGGGACGCGGCCCAAUCUGCAGGUCGUGAAGCACGCUCUGGUCCAGCAGCUGCACUUCCAGGGCGAUCUGCUGCAGGGCGUGACCUUCGAGCGGCAGGGCCGCCUGCACCGCGUCGAGGUGGCCAAGGAGGCGGUGCUCUCGGCGGGCAGCAUUGACUCCCCCGCCCUGCUGCUGCGCUCCGGCAUCGGUCCCCGCCAGCAGCUCCAGGAGCUGGGCAUUCCCCUGCAGUGGCACCUGCCAGGCGUGGGCAAAAACCUGCAGGACCAUCUGGUCGUGCCGCUGUUCCUGCGCCUCAACGAGGGCCAGACCGAGGCGGCCACUGAGCAGGAGAUCCUGGACAGCGUCUACGACUACCUGGUCCAUCGCCGGGGGCCCCUGGCCACCCACAGCACGGCCUCGCUGGUCGGCUUCGUCAACACGAACGGCAGCAGCAUAUACCCCGAUGUGGAGUACCAUCACCUGUUCUUCCGGCGCGGCCGCCACGACAUGCUGGAGAUCUUGCUGCGGGGCCUGUCCUACCAGGAGCAGUACCAGCAGCACCUCCAGGGCCUGCUGAGUGGCUCCGACCUGCUCUGCGUGUUCGUGCUGCUCUCCCACCCGAAGGCCAAGGGCGAGCUGCGCCUGCGAAGCCCCGACCCCGCCGUGCCGCCGCUCCUCGUCAGCAACUACCUGUCGGAGCGCGAGGAUGUGGCCACCGUCCUGCGGGGCAUCCGCCACAUGGAGUCCCUCGAGCGCACCGCGUCCUUCAGGGCGCAUCGGGCCGAGGUGGCCCACAUCCCCAUCGAGGAGUGCGACUCCCGGCACGAGUACCGCAGCGACGGCUACUGGGGCUGCUAUGCCAGCCACUUCACCGUCACCUGCUACCACCAGACGGGCACCGUCAAGAUGGGCCCCCCCGCCGACGCCCAGUCCUGCGUCAGUCCCCGGCUGCAGCUCCACGGAGCGCGCAACCUACGCGUGGCCGAUGCCAGCGUUAUGCCCAACGUGGUCAGCGCCAACACGAAUGCCGCCACGGUGAUGAUUGGCGAACGGGCCGCGGACUUUAUCCGCGAGGAUUGGCACCAGGCAGGGGUGCAGCCACAACAGCAGCCACACAUGCACGCGGAUGGUUUGUAGUCGAGUCAUGCCCCACUCCGAUGAGGGGGCUGACGGAAGAGGCGCCUCCGUCCAGCGGACGUUUGCCAUCUGGGGGGGAUAGUUUAAGUUAUUUAAAUGCCGUACGAGUGCGAAUAAAGGUCAGAGCUCCCUUCUGCCAUCCCAAUUAAA
Molecule: messenger RNA, 2111 nt
Organism: Drosophila miranda
Lineage: Eukaryota; Metazoa; Arthropoda; Insecta; Diptera; Drosophilidae
Product: glucose dehydrogenase [FAD, quinone]
Exons: 2
Coding region: 36-1961 (641 amino acids)
Molecular function (GO): ecdysone oxidase activity; flavin adenine dinucleotide binding
Source: RefSeq, a predicted model, not a curated record